This is a messenger RNA of Monomorium pharaonis (pharaoh ant), 1830 nucleotides long. Its product is annotated as insulin-degrading enzyme-like. The record is from RefSeq and is a predicted model, not a curated record. The transcript is spliced from 3 exons. NCBI's taxonomy places the organism in Eukaryota, Metazoa, Arthropoda, Insecta, Hymenoptera, Formicidae. The coding region runs from base 64 to 807 and encodes 247 amino acids. Gene Ontology annotation, cellular component: mitochondrion; cytosol. Gene Ontology annotation, molecular function: metal ion binding; metalloendopeptidase activity. Gene Ontology annotation, biological process: peptide catabolic process.
AAGUAUAAUUUAUUUCAAUUCAUAUAGUAUUUUAUCAAUAAUAAGAUUUUUAUUAUAAUAUAUAUGUUUAUUCCAGGUUGCCACUUUCUAUUUGAAGCGGAAAAUAAAUUUCAUUCAGGUUUUUUAACAACGGUGUACUAUCCUACAGGGUUACAAUCAACAGAAUCGAAUAUGCUGUUAGAACUUUUAGCACAAAUUAUUGCAGGACCCUGUUUUGAUAUUUUGAGAACGACGGAGCAAUUAGGCUAUAUAGUUUAUAGUCAUAUAUAUAGACGAAUUGGAUCUCAAGGUUUGCAAAUAGUAGUGCAAAGUAAUAAACAUCCGCAAUAUGUAGAAAAGCGGAUUGAUUUAUUUAUAGACUCCAUGUUGGAUCACAUAUCUACUAUGUCAGAAGAGCAAUUCGAGGAAUACAAGAAAGCCGUGACUGCAUUACGUUUGCAGAAACCGAUAAAUUUAAGACAUCAGUGCACGUUAUAUUGGAAUGAAAUUGCAUCGCAACAGUAUAACUUCGAUCGAGUAAAUAUUGAAGUGGCCUUCUUGAAAACUAUAACACGACAGCAAUUACUCAAUUUCUUUAAGGAAAAUGUAUAUAGUAAAACUCGAUGUAAAUUGUCAAUACAUUUAAUACCGACGGCAACAGAAAAUAAAUCACUUGAUAUCACAAUCGAAGAAACUGCCGAUUCAGCUAAUGAAAAUGUUAAGAAAAUCGACGACAUUAUGUCAUUUAAAAACAGUCAAACUUUGUAUCCUCUAAGAUUAAAACCGAUCAAAAAAGAUUUUCUCAGAACGGAACAUAUAAACUUCUAAGUUACAAAAAAAUAAUAAUAAGCUAAUAGUGAAUUAUAUGAAUGAAUUUGUUUAUUACGCAUAAUUUGAGAAGAUAUUUCACAAAGUAUUCAAUAGAAAUUAAUAAAUUAAUUAUCAGCAUAUUUUAUUAUUAAUAUCAAAAUAUUAAUUAUUAUUAAUAUUAAAAUAAUAAUAAUUAUUAAUAUACAUAAUAAUAUUUCAAUAUAUAUUAAUAAUAUAUUAAUAAUAAUUAAUAUUUGUAAAAUAUAGUACCAGACAGUAUUUAUGAAACAUAGUAGACAAGUGUCUACCAUGUUUUAUGUACUUAUAUACUUCCAAAUUAUAAAGAGAAUGGUAAGAUGAAAUAGUGAAUAAUAUGAAUGAAUUUGUUUAUAUGCAUAUAAUUUGAGGAAAAAUUAACAAAAUAUUUUAUAGACAUUGAUAAAUUAUUAGCAUAAUUAAUAUUUGCAAAAGCUAGUACUAGGCAGUGUUUAUAAUAAACACACAUCUAUCAUAUUUUACAUACUUACGCACUUUUCCAAAUUAUUAAAAAUUAUUGAAAUGAAUGACACACAGACUUCCAUUAAUAGCUAAACUGUUAUCAUACUAUAAUUUAGUACUGUUUAACUUAAAUAAAGCUGCUAAUCGGAAUUCUAUAGUAUAUAGCUAGGGUGAUAAUCAUUUGUAAUACGAAUUUGUUGAUACGAUCACAGAUUACUGAAGUAAUGUUUAUAAAGGUCAGAGAUUUUAAAAACGGGAAAAAAUUCCAGAAAAAUGUAUAAUUAAAAACCAUGGUACAUAAAAACACGUACUCUAUACAUGACUACUAUAAUUUCUAUGACUCGACUGCAAGUGGCACUGGUUUCAAUCUUGUAACGAAAUUAACGGUCUAGCUAUAUUAUAUAAAAGUCUGUCGCAUAAUGAGAUAAAAUACAGAAUUAAAUAAAUAAAUUUGUUUAUUGUUAAUACUUACAACUUGACUAGUAACGUGAAAAAAAAAGUAUUAUUUUAUAAAACAUAAUAAUUACUUAUUAUUAUAAGUAA